AUGCUGUCGCAACGAAAUGCGGUGACGCAGACGAAGGUUGUGCAGCGCACACGCGCUGCGGAAGGGCGCGCCGGGCGCUCUGCGCGCGCUGGGGUGCGCGCGAACGCGGACGCCGACCUGGGGAAAGCCGCGGCGCGGGAAAACAAACCUUUGGAAAAGGCCAACUUGUUCAGCGCGAAGUUUACGCCGUUCGCGGGCGAUGCGAGUGAAGAGUAUUCCUUGGAUGAGGUCAUUUACAGAAGUAAAUCUGGUGGCUUGCUCGACGUGACGCACGACAUGGAGGCGCUCGCGAUCUAUCCUCCGGAAUAUUGGAAGGCGUUGUUUGACGAGCGCGUUGGCAAGACUACGUGGCCGUACGGUUCUGGGGUGUGGAGUAAGAAGGAGUGGGUUCUCCCAGGGAUCGCCGAUGAAGAUAUCGUGUCCAUGUUCGAAGGUAACUCCAACUUGUUCUGGGCCGAACGGUACGGACGAGAGUACCUGGGCAUGAGCGACCUCUGGGUGAAGCAGUGCGGUAACUCCCACACUGGGUCUUUCAAGGAUCUUGGUAUGACCGCGUUAGUGUCCCAAGUCAACCGCAUGCGUAAGAUGGGUAAGCCUCUUUCCGCCGUCGGCUGUGCGUCCACUGGUGAUACUUCCGCCGCGUUGAGCGCGUACGCGGCCGCUGCGGGUAUCCCAUCCAUAGUCUUCCUUCCGGCAGACAAGAUCUCUGUUGCACAACUUGUCCAGCCGAUCGCCAACGGCGCGCUUGUGCUUUCUAUUGACACCGAUUUUGACGGAUGCAUGCGUCUCAUUCGCGAAGUCACCGCGGAACUUCCGAUCUACUUGGCGAACUCUCUGAACUCUUUGCGCCUCGAAGGUCAAAAGACGGCGGCGAUUGAAAUCUGCCAACAGUUCAACUGGGAAGUUCCUGAUUACGUCAUCAUCCCGGGUGGCAACCUCGGCAAUGUCUACGCUUUCUUCAAGGGGUUCAAGAUGUGCAAGGACCUUGGUCUCGUCGACAGACUGCCGCGCAUGGUCGUUGCGCAAGCGGCGAACGCCAACCCGUUGUACCGCGCCUACAAGAAGGGUUGGGAUAAGUUCGAAGCCGUCAAGGCUGAGCCGACUUUCGCGUCCGCGAUCCAAAUCGGUGAUCCUGUUUCCAUCGAUCGCGCGAUUUAUGCGCUCACGGAAACGAACGGUAUCGUUGAGGAGGCGACGGAAGAGGAAAUGAUGGAUGCUGCCGCGGAAGCCGAUUUGACGGGUAUGUUUAACUGCCCGCACACUGGCGUCGCGCUCGCUGCGCUCAAAAAGCUUCGUGAGCAACAAGUGAUCGCGCCGAGUGAUCGCACUGUUGUCAUCAGUACCGCUCAUGGCUUGAAGUUUACUCACAGCAAGGUUGCGUACCAUGAGAAGAGGCUCGAGGGGCUCGAAUCGAGAUACGCCAACCCGCCGGUCGUCGUCAAAGACGACUUCAGUGCUGUCAUGGAUGUUCUCAGUACUCGCUUGAACAAGUAA
Messenger RNA from Ostreococcus lucimarinus CCE9901, 1494 nucleotides. RefSeq lists its product with no specific name. Gene Ontology annotation, biological process: L-cysteine biosynthetic process. The record is from RefSeq and is a predicted model, not a curated record. The transcript has a single exon. Gene Ontology annotation, cellular component: cytoplasm. Bases 1 to 1494 code for a protein of 497 amino acids. NCBI's taxonomy places the organism in Eukaryota, Viridiplantae, Chlorophyta, Mamiellophyceae, Mamiellales, Bathycoccaceae. Gene Ontology annotation, molecular function: threonine synthase activity.